AUGAAUGCGAUGGAUUCAUCAGCUCAUGAGCCCGAACGGGAGCCGUCUUUUUGGGCUCCGGGUACCAUGAGGCUGCAAGACUGUAAGACCCUCGCCUUUGGGAACCGCUCUCAAGCUUAUGCUGUGACUCGCGCUGAUGAUUGUGCUGGACUCAAAGUACAACGAUCCGGUCAGAGAGUUAUACUCCAUCCCAUUCCGACCUCCGACCCCAAUGAUCCUCUGAACUGGUCAUCAUGGCGAAAGACGGUGAAUUUCGCCCUCGUCCUGUUCUACGUCUUCAUGACGUUCGUUGAACUCGACAUUGGAUUCACUGCCUGGGAUGCCUAUGUGACCGAGCUGGGAUUUGACUACGACCUCCUCAAUGGAGCAGCGGCCACCAACUACGCCGGCUUGGCUCUGGGGUGUAUCGUCCUCGUCCCACUGGUUCACAAGUAUGGUCGUCGUUCCAUGUAUAUCUUCAGCACUGCGCUGCAGCUCGCGUCCUGUGUCUGGUUUGCCAAGACAUAUUCGACCGGCGACUUGUUCGGGAGCAAUGUCAUCUCCGGCAUAGGCGGCGCCAUCAGCGAGACCAUUGUCCAAAUCACCAUUGCAGACCUCUUUUUCGUCCACCACCACGCUGCCAUGAACGCUUGGUACUGGUUUGCGACUCUUGCCGGCGCUUUCUUAGGCCCGGUGGCUUCGGGAUACAUUGUCGUCGGCCAAGGAUGGAGAUGGAUGUUCUGGUGGUGUGUCAUCUUCUUUGCCAUCAAUUUGAUCUUGAUCAUCUUCUUCUUCGAGGAGUCCAAGUACGUCAGCGUGUUUGUCGGCCAUGCAACGCCCCGCGAGGGUGAGCCAGAGGAAACCAGCCCCAAUGAGGGAGGCAUUUCGGUCGAUGAUAACAGAGCACGAAUGGAGGCCCAGGAGGCCAAACAGGCCGAACCCAUGCCGGUGGUUGAGAGAACCCCUGCAGAAGUCGAGAUUGACCCCACAAUCCCCAUGAAGACAUAUCGCCAACGUAUGAGCCUGAUCACCAAAACAGAUGACUCGCUGCUCCAAAACUUCUACCAACCUAUCGUGGUCCUAUUUAGCUUUCCCGCCAUUGCAUAUACCGCUAUUACCUACGGCAGUCUUUUGGCCUGGUUCGCCAUCAUGACGUCGGUGCAAGCCACAUACCUCUUCUAUGAGCCUUACAACUUUUCGGCCGCUGGCGUAGGGUUGAUGAAUCUGGCACCCUUUAUCGGUACCAUCCCCGGAACUCUUUAUGGAGGAUGGUUGAACGACAAGUCCAUCAUGUGGCUGUCAAAGCGCAACAACGGCAUCUACGAGCCGGAGAUGCGUCUCUGGCUUGCCUUACCUUCGGCAUUGAUCACCCCGGCUGGUCUGUUGAUGUUCGGCAUCGGUCUCAACAAUGGUGUUGCGUGGCCAGUGCUUGCCGUAGGGUACGGUAUUUUUGGCUUUGGCUGGGUGGUAGCCGGCGAUAUAGCUCUCUCGUAUUCUAUGGACUGCUAUCAAGACAUUAUUGGGAAUGCGCUCGUUGGAGUCGUCUUCACUCGCAACGCCUUUUCUGUGCUCGUCCUGUUCACGCUCACACCGUGGAUCAAUGGUAUGGGAUUGCAAAACAUGCAUGUCUUGGUUGCAGUCCUCUGCUUUGCCAUCCUGCUGCUCCCAAUACCCUUAAUCAUCUGGGGCAAGAAGGCUCGAAUCGCCACCGCGAAAUUAUACAAGAAGAUGGCGUCUCGACAACCUACCCACCGAGCCCAGUGA
This is a messenger RNA of Exophiala spinifera, 1743 nucleotides long. RefSeq lists its product as uncharacterized. The transcript is spliced from 3 exons. Gene Ontology annotation, biological process: transmembrane transport. The coding region runs from base 1 to 1743 and encodes 580 amino acids. Lineage: Eukaryota; Fungi; Ascomycota; Eurotiomycetes; Chaetothyriales; Herpotrichiellaceae. Gene Ontology annotation, molecular function: transmembrane transporter activity. The record is from RefSeq and is a predicted model, not a curated record.